Messenger RNA from Hipposideros armiger (great roundleaf bat), 1161 nucleotides. Its product is annotated as dehydrogenase/reductase SDR family member 2, mitochondrial-like. Lineage: Eukaryota; Metazoa; Chordata; Mammalia; Chiroptera; Hipposideridae. The record is from RefSeq and is a predicted model, not a curated record. The transcript has 12 exons. Gene Ontology annotation, molecular function: carbonyl reductase (NADPH) activity.
AUGGGGCUCAAGGUCUACAGAGCUGCCCUGGAGCACAGUGGAGGUGUGGACUUCCUGGUGUGUAAUGCUGCCGUUAACCCCUUGGUGGGGAGCACCUUGGGGACCAGUGAGCAGGUGUGGGACAAGGAGCUGGGUGCCUACAAUGUCAGUAAGACAGCCCUGCUUGGCCUCACCAGGACGCUGGCAUUGGAACUGGCCCCCAAGGGCAUCCGGGUGAACUGCCUGGUUCCGGGAUUAAUUGAAACUGACUUCAGCAAAGUGUUCCAUAAGGAUGAGGCUUCCUGGAACAAAAUCAAAGAAAACUAUCAGCUGCAGAGGAUCGGGCAGCCUGAGGACUGUGCAGGUCUCGUGUCCUUCCUGUGCUCUCCAGAUGCCAGCUACAUCACCGGCGAGAACAUCGUGGAGGAGGGUGAGGAUGGAAGAUCUGUCACAGCCAUCUCUGCCUACGGGAUCGGCUUUGUCAUCACCAGGUGUCUGGCCCAGGACGGGGCCCACGUGGUGGUCAGCAGCCGGAGGCAGCAGAACGUGGACCGGGCUGUGGCAGCGCUGCAGGGGGAGAAGCUGAGUGUGAUGGGCACUGUGUGCCACGUGGGGAAGGCCGAGGACCAGGAACGACUGGUGGCCAUGGCCCUGGAGCACAGCGGAGGUGUGGACUUCCUGGUGUGUAAUGCUGCCGUCAACCCCUUGGUGGGGAGCAUCCUGGGGAGCAGUGAGCAGGUGUGGGACAAGAUCCUGAGCAUCAAUGUGAAGACCCCAGCCCUGCUGCUGAGCCAGCUGCUGACCCACAUGGAGAAGAGAGGGGCAGAGAGGGGUGCUGUCAUCCUGGUGUCCUCCAUUUCUGCUUAUAUACCACGUGUGGAGCUGGGUGCCUACAAUGUCAGUAAGACAGUCCUGCUUGGCCUCACCAGGAUGCUGUCAUUGGAGCUGGCUCCCAAGGGCAUCCGGGUGAACUGCCUGGUUCCAGGAUUGAGACUGAUUUCAGCAAAGUGCUGAUUAAAUAAGAAUGAGGUUUUCUGGAACAACUUCAAAGAAAACAACUAGCUGCAGAGGAUCGGGCAGCCUGGCGACUGUGCAGGUCUCGUGUCCUUCCUGUGCUCUCCAGAUGCCAGCUACAUCACCGGCGAGAACAUCGUGGUGGCUGGCUUCUCCCCUCGGCUCUGA